GAAGUACCGCGCUCUGCGCCUGGACGCCGGCAACUACGCAUGGGGCUCCGAGAACAUCGCCAAGAAGGUGAGGAUUUUGGACGUGGUCUACAACGCCACAAGCAACGAGUUGGUCCGCACGAAGACCUUGCUCAAGAACACUGUCGUCCAGAUCGAUGCCCACCCCUUCAUGCAGUACUACCAGAAGAAGUACGGACUCGACCUUGGCAAGAAGAAGAAGGGAGGUGACAAGACCGAGAAGAAGGAGGAAAAGGAGGAGGUGAAGCUGAGCCGCCAUGUCAUCGCAAAGCAGAAGGCACGUGCCUCCAAGACUAAGCUGGACACCCUGCUGGAGGAGCAGUUCCAGAGCGGCCGACUCUUGGCUUGCAUCGCCUCGAGGCCCGGGCAGUGCGGCCGCGCGGACGGCUACGUCCUGGAGGGCGAGGAGCUGAACUUCUACAAGCGCAAGCUCGAGAAGAAGAAGAAGAACUGA
Molecule: messenger RNA, 472 nt
Organism: Symbiodinium sp. CCMP2456
Lineage: Eukaryota; Dinophyceae; Suessiales; Symbiodiniaceae
Source: the annotation of a GenBank genome assembly